This is a messenger RNA of Paramormyrops kingsleyae, 1826 nucleotides long. It is a transcript of the gene slc35b2, whose product is annotated as solute carrier family 35 member B2. Gene Ontology annotation, cellular component: endoplasmic reticulum membrane; Golgi membrane. Gene Ontology annotation, biological process: 3'-phosphoadenosine 5'-phosphosulfate transport; transmembrane transport. NCBI's taxonomy places the organism in Eukaryota, Metazoa, Chordata, Actinopteri, Osteoglossiformes, Mormyridae. The record is from RefSeq and is a predicted model, not a curated record. Gene Ontology annotation, molecular function: 3'-phosphoadenosine 5'-phosphosulfate transmembrane transporter activity.
CCGGCGUCUCUGGUGCGCUGGCGGCCGUUCCUUCUCCAGGUCUACGCGGAAGGAGGUGGCUCUUGGCCGGGAGGUGGGAAACACACAUAUAGGCAAUUGAUAACUUGUAGUGGGGGCUGGAAAACCUGUCCGUGAAGACGCCGCUACUGGACGUUAACGCAUGCUAUUAGUGUGUAAAAAGCGCGUUAGCGCCGCCUCCGUGUCCGUGUUUGCGCGUAGCCGGCGGUGGGGACGCGCUCCCGGGCUGUGAAGCGGCCAGGUACUCUGGGUUCCGCAGGCGGAGUUGGCAGCAGUACCAGUGGAGAGAAAUGCCGCCUUUUCGGCAGAGCAGAGUCCGGCCCAGACACCUGCUGCUUGUCAUCCUCCUCUUCCUUGUCCCCACGGCACGCUCUGCUGACGAAGAACCCUCCCACCAGGAAAACUGGCACGACAUCUGGCUGGUUCGCUUCAUCAUCAAUAUUUUGGGAUAUGCAACAAUCAUCAUCCCUGGUUACCUUCUCAUCAAAUAUUUCAAGAGGAGUAACUACCUAGAAACUGGCCGUGGAUUUUGUUUCCCUGUCAUUAAGUCCUGCGUGUUUGGAAGUGAGUCCAAAUCAGGUUUGCUAGAUGAACCCCUUGCGGCCCCCCGAAAUGAACCAGAGUCUACGUCGUCAACCAAGCAGGCUUUGAAGUUGGUCUUCUGCGCAGCUGGUCUUCAGGCUUCCUACUUAACAUGGGGCGUCCUACAAGAACGUGUCAUGACACGCUCAUACGGGGCCACCGGCGAGGAGGAGGGCGAGAGGUUUACGGACUCCCAGUUCCUGGUCUUCAUGAACCGCAUCCUGGCCUUGACGGUGGCGGGGCUCUGGUGCGCCCUCUUCAAGCAGCCGCGCCACGGAGCCCCCAUGUACAAGUACUCCUUCGCCUCCCUGUCCAACAUCCUGAGCAGCUGGUGCCAGUACGAGGCCCUCAAGUUCAUCAGCUUCCCCACACAGGUCCUGGCCAAGGCCUCCAAAGUCAUUCCUGUCAUGCUCAUGGGGAAGAUUGUUUCCCGGAAGAGCUACGAGUACUGGGAGUACUUCACGGCCAUGCUGAUCUCCAUCGGGGUCAGCAUGUUCCUCCUGUCUAGCACUACCAACAAGCACCCUUCCACUGUGACCACCUUCUCCGGGGUCGUCAUUCUGGGCGGCUACAUCAUGUUCGACAGCUUCACUUCCAACUGGCAGGACAACCUCUUCAAGUACAAGAUGUCCUCGGUGCAGAUGAUGUUUGGGGUGAACCUCUUCUCCUGCCUUCUGACGGUGGGCUCGCUGCUGGAGCAAGGCGCCUUCUUCGAGUCCUUGGCCUUCAUGACCCGGCACUCUGAGUUCGCCGUCCACGCCGUGCUUCUGUCCGUCUGCUCUGCCUGCGGGCAGCUCUUCAUCUUCUACACCAUAGGCCAGUUCGGCGCGGCCGUCUUCACCAUCAUCAUGACGUUGCGGCAGGCCAUCGCUAUCCUGCUCUCCUGCUUCCUCUACGGCCACCCGGUCACUGUCGUGGGCGGCCUAGGCGUCGCUAUAGUGUUCCUCGCGCUCUUCCUACGGGUUUAUGCCCGGAGCCGCACGAAGAGGAGCAAGAAGGUGGCCCCGAGCCAGCCGAUGGUGGAGAAGGUGUAGGAGGAUGGACCCGCCAUGCUAAGGCCGCCUAUGGUGUUUUCUUUGAUCUUUCCAAAUCCUAAUCUGUGCAUUUAGGCCAGAGGGUGUCUAAAAGGGUGUAUUUCCAUGUCCUGUUUCUGCAAUUUGGCACCAGCUUCAGAUUAAUGUCCCUGAGUCGGUCACAUUCCCUUCUUUAACCUUGGAAGGGGGGGA